CAAUGCAGUAGUUGUCUUUUCUUGCUCGCGUAUGACUGACAACGGAGUAUUUUUCUUGUGCCCGUUCAAGCGAUUAAAGCGGAUGUGAGCCAUCGAAGCGACGAUGAAAAAUCGCGCAAAAAGUUAAGAACGAAACCCGUGACGACGUCGUUUUGUUUUUGGUGGUGGAAUCAUGUCGUCACCUCAGCACCGUCCUGCGGAGCCACCAGACGGGAACGGAGUGAAAAACGGAAGUAGACCAGUCAGUUUUUAUGAUAAUUGUAUGGAAAACGGAAAUAAUAUGUCGGACGAUGGUCUGGCCAAGGAAGCGAGCCUUGAUGUCACCCCAACGCAGGCACAUUGUUUGGUGACCACCGUACCGCAGAACAUGGUAGCGCAAAAUAUGGGCACGAAACAUACGCCAAACAGGAACAGUUUGAGGCACAGCCGAAUGAUUGCCAUGAAUAAAACCGGACGAGUUCCACGGAAAUACCUACCUGCGAUAAUCCGCUACCACAAACUAGCUAAGGCACUACUCGGAUUAAUCCUCCUCCUCGGCCUCGCGCUAUGUUUUCUCGCUCUCUGGCUCCUCCUCUGGGCCCCCAACAUAAGACAACGCGACAACCCCCACUGGAGCGGCAUUCCCGUACUCCUCUCCGGAUUAGUGGGCCUAAUCUUACUUUGCUGUUUUCGAAAAGAGCACCCCGGCACCAACCGAAACUACUUCGUAUACGCCAUCAAGGUCCUCAGCGUCACUCUCAGCGCGCUCGGCGCCGCCGCCUCGUUCACCGCUUUUGCUUUCGCAGUCAUCCACUUGGUGUCGCUGUACUCCAUGACCUGUGUCACUUCCACCACGGUCGACAAGACCUGCAUCUGUCAAAUGGGCGCAGGCAACGACACCGUCACGUCCACACAAAGUUACCACUAUAUCGAUCUUAGUUGCGUCGAAGUCGACAGUAUUCUGACAAUUCUGAUCAUUUUUUCAUGUGCUACGAAUCUCAUCGCCGGAGUUUUGGAAGUUUGGUAUGUUUACUUACACUGGGCCAGUAGGUAUAAGUACACUUAUUCCAAAGUCAGAACGGAGGACAACCAACCGACGGUUCUCACCAACCUCAGAUAACGAAAGUACCUGCUUUUUGUCAUUUGUCCCAAAGAUUUUAGUGUAAUUGUUUUCUACAUUAGAUGUGUGUAAUGUAUGGUUGCUAAGGACUCGUAAAAAGAGACUUUGUUUAUGUAAAAAAUUUAAAUAAAUCAUAAGAGUUU
Molecule: messenger RNA, 1242 nt
Organism: Zophobas morio
Lineage: Eukaryota; Metazoa; Arthropoda; Insecta; Coleoptera; Tenebrionidae
Product: sarcospan
Exons: 5
Coding region: 173-1099 (308 amino acids)
Cellular component (GO): dystrophin-associated glycoprotein complex; sarcolemma
Source: RefSeq, a predicted model, not a curated record